AUGGAUAUAGCGAAGAUGGACAGAUACGUUGGGCCGGUGACGUCCACAAAGUAUACACGUAAUAUUGCAAAGGAGCUACUAAUAGCAAUUAUUGCCGCGUUUUUCCUUGGAUUCGGUUCGUUGUUCCUCCUUCUGUGGGUUGGUAUCUACGUCUAG
Cooperia oncophora is the source of this 156-nucleotide messenger RNA. NCBI's taxonomy places the organism in Eukaryota, Metazoa, Nematoda, Chromadorea, Rhabditida, Trichostrongylidae. The record is from the annotation of a GenBank genome assembly.